Molecule: messenger RNA, 1386 nt
Organism: Protomyces lactucae-debilis
Lineage: Eukaryota; Fungi; Ascomycota; Taphrinomycetes; Taphrinales; Protomycetaceae
Exons: 3
Coding region: 1-1386 (461 amino acids)
Biological process (GO): cytoplasmic stress granule assembly; regulation of mRNA stability; nuclear-transcribed mRNA catabolic process, nonsense-mediated decay
Cellular component (GO): cytoplasmic stress granule
Molecular function (GO): mRNA binding
Source: RefSeq, a predicted model, not a curated record
AUGUCUGCCGAUACUGCGCAUGGUCCAGCUGCUCAACUACCGCGUCAUGAUCCCGACACGCGUCGCGCAGUCUAUGUUGGCAACUUACCCAUGACAAUGGACGAAGACGCGCUGCGCGAGAUCUUUGCGGUGGCGGGAGGAAUACAAUCUGUCAAGCUCGUGGAGAAGGCAACGCUCAAUUGUACGCUCAAGUACGCUUUUGUUGAGUAUGAUGAUCCUGCGUCGGCGCAAGUCGCAAUAGAGACGCUGAAUGGUCGCACAAUACGCGGUUGUGUUCUCAGAGUCAACGUCGCAUAUCAGUCCACCACGAUUGCGAAUGCUAGGGAAGAGACAGCAACACACUUCACCCUCUUUGUGGGUGAUUUGGCGGCAGAUGUGCGAGACGCAGAGCUAGCAGAGGCAUUCAGUGCCUACAGGAGCGUCUCUGACACGCGCGUCAUGUGGGACAUGAAGACCCGACACUCACGCGGGUAUGGAUUUGUCUCCUUUCGCGACCGUAGUGAGGCAGAACGGGCGAUGCACGAUAAGACUGGCACCUAUAUCAGUUCACGAGCCAUUCGCAUCAAUUGGGCAAACAUGAAGCAAGCAACGUCAGCAGAUUCCUUCUUAACGCAGAGUGCACCUGGCAGUCAUAUCCUCUUCAACAUUGCACCUGCCAAUCUACAAGCAAUGGGGGUUGCAGAGCAGUAUGCGAUUGUCGUCUUGCAGACUUCCCUUGCCUGCAGUACAAUCUACAUGGGUAAUCUCGCAGCAGAUACAAACAAGCAGGAUUUGACGCCUAUGCUUUCUGCAUUUGGACUUGUCCUGGAGCUCAUGAUGUAUCCUGAGCGUGGCUUUGCUUUUGCUCGUCUGGAUACGCACGAGCAUGCUGCACUUGCGAUUGUACAGCUUCAAGGUCUGGUUAUCAAGGGCAGACCACUCAAGUGCUCGUGGCAAACGAAAGGUGAGCGUGGUCGGCAGGCAAAGCGUUUGGAUGUUGAACACCCAAUACAGUCUUCAUCGUCGACACAAUCUAUGCCAACAUCACCACAACCCUUCUCGCCCUUGCAAAACAACUACAUCGCCAAUAUGGGCCUUGGCAUCAUGGAUAACCCUUCACUCCAAUACCCAGUGGCCAAUGCGUAUGCAAACCCACGUUCUGUUGCAACGCAGUCGUUUUACCCAACAUCGCCACUCUCGCCGAUGAUGUUUGGUCUCAACUCACCACAAUUCCAAAGCAUGCAGCCUUUUGAGAUGCAAAUGAGGCAACAUAUGCAACAACAGCAGCACCAUAUACAAUAUCAAAUGGCGGCACAGUACUAUCAAUCGCAAGGGAUGCAGUCACCUGCAAUGUAUCAGGAUGGGACGAUGCAGAGUAUACAGGAUCAAAUGGGGCAUUCAGAAUAG